This is a messenger RNA of Oncorhynchus nerka (sockeye salmon), 6058 nucleotides long. RefSeq lists its product as uncharacterized. NCBI's taxonomy places the organism in Eukaryota, Metazoa, Chordata, Actinopteri, Salmoniformes, Salmonidae. The record is from RefSeq and is a predicted model, not a curated record. Gene Ontology annotation, biological process: protein phosphorylation; proteolysis; regulation of catalytic activity. The transcript is spliced from 41 exons. Gene Ontology annotation, molecular function: cysteine-type endopeptidase activity; cGMP-dependent protein kinase activity; ATP binding.
AGGUUCCUUUAAAACAGGAGAGUCUAUAGAGAUUCAGAAUAAGAGAAGAACUGACAGACAGACUGAUUGAUUAACUGUCUGAGGAUCUUCUACCACACAAACCAUACAGGAUGUGUCGUCUGGCCCUCCUGUGUCUUCUCUCGGCCCUGUCUGUUAGCUGGGCUAAGCCCCGCCUCCCUCUACUGUCUCCUGAGAUGGUUCAGUACAUCAACAACGCAGACACCACAUGGAUGGCUGGCCAGAACUUCCACAAUGUUGACAUCAGUUAUGUGAAGAGUUUGUGUGGAACCCUGCUGAAGGGACCCAGGCUGCCAGAGCUGGUGCAGUCUGAUGAGGACAUGAGUCUGCCAGACAGCUUUGACGCACGGCUGCAGUGGCCCAACUGUCCCACCAUCAAAGAGAUCAGAGACCAGGGAUCCUGUGGCUCCUGCUGGGCCUUUGGGGCAGCUGAGGCCAUCUCCGACAGGUAUUGUAUCCAUAGCAAUGGCAAGGUCUCCGUGGAGAUCUCAGCUGAGGACCUGUUGUCAUGCUGUGAUGCCUGUGGCAUGGGGUGUAUGGGGGGCUUCCCAUCAGCUGCCUGGGACUACUGGGCUGAGUCUGGGCUGGUUACAGGGGGGCUCUACGGAUCCAAUAUAGGCUGUAGACCUUACAGCAUCGCUCCGUGUGAGCAUCACGUGAACGGAACACGCCCCCCCUGCACAGGUGAGGGUGACACGCCUAAGUGUGUGUCCGAGUGCAACGCUGGAUACACCCCCUCCUACAAGAAGGACAAACGCUUCGGAAAGCAGACGUACAGCGUUCCCCCGAAGGAACAGCAGAUCAUGACUGAGCUCUAUAAGAAUGGCCCAGUGGAGGCAGCCUUCUCUGUCUAUGAGGACUUCCUCCUUUACAAGACCGGUGUGUACCAGCAUGUGACUGGACAGAUGCUGGGGGGUCAUGCCAUCAAGAUCCUGGGCUGGGGAAAGGAGAAUAACACCCCCUACUGGCUGGUUGCCAACUCCUGGAACACAGACUGGGGUGACAAUGGGUUCUUCAAGAUCCUGCGGGGAAAGGAUGAGUGUGGCAUUGAAUCCGAGAUAGUGGCGGGGAUACCGCGGCUUUGUUUCUUCAAGAUCCUGCAGGGAAAGGACGAGUGUGGCAUCGAAUCAGAGAUAGUGGCUGGGAUCCCACGACUUAAGAGGAGUCCAGGCUUAUCCCCAGGACUGGGCACUGUCAUGCUGCUGUCUCACUCCGACCUAUGGAAAGUGUGUUUGGAGAACAUCUACAGACCCUACACGGUGGUCCUCGCCACCAUCACCGCUGCCCUGCCUGCACCCUGUAAGAUAUGCUUUCAUCCACUGUUCCCCAGCACCUUUUACUCAUAUGCAGUUUUGUUCCAUUGCCCAACCACUACAGCUCGCAGAAUAUAUGUCCCACAGUGUGUGAUUGUCUGUUUGGUUGUCUCUGCUUAUUCCACACUGUUUUCACACAUUUCCAUCUUCUCUUUCAUUCUCCCUCUGUCUCUCUCACACCCACACUUACUCCUGUACACAUCUUUGAUUAGUCCCUUUUGCUUAAACACACACAUGCUCACAUACCCAUGUCCUCUCUCUCUCUCUCACCCUCAGACACCAGUCCUGGUGUGUAGCGAUGCAUUCCGUGUGUUCCUACAGAGGCACUGCCCCGUGGUGGCUGAGCCCUUCAGCCCUACUCCCUGGUGCUGGGGAGGCCGGCUGCAGACACUGGUCAGAGUGCUCAUCAAGUCCAGCCCCCAGGUCGACUACAGGAAUGAGUUGAUCAGGACGGCUGACGGAGGUCAGAUCUCUCUGGACUGGGUAGAUAACGGGGACAGUGCUGCCUACCCAGAAUGCUACUCUCGUCCCACAGUGCUCAUCCUGCCGGGCCUCACAGGGAACAGUCGUCAGACCUACGUCCUCCACGCCGUCAGCCAAGCCACCCGCCGCGGAUACAGAUGUGUGGUCUUCAACAAUAGAGGGUUUGGAGGAGAAGAACUACUGACCCCAAUGACCUUCUGUGCGGCGGACACCUCGGACCUGGAGUGGGUGGUCCUCCAUGUCAGAGAACUCUUCCCACAAGCCCCUCUGCUGGGCACCGGCGUGUCUCUGGGAGGCAUGCUCUUGUUGAACUACCUGGCUCGUAAGGGUAGUGAGGCAGGGCUUGUUGCCGGCCUCACAAUGUCUGUCAGCUGGGACACCCUGGAGUCCUGUGCCUCGCUGGAACAACCAAUCAACCGCCUGAUCUUCAACCGACACCUCGCCAGCAACCUGUGCCAAGCCAUUAACAGACACAGGAAGAUGUUGGAGACUGUGGUGGAUGUGGACCAUGUACUAAAGGCACGUACUAUCCGGGAGUUUGACGAGCGCUACACAUCAGUCUUGUUUGGCUAUAAGUCCUGUCUGGACUACUACCAGGAGGCCAGCCCAAACUACAAGCUUCCCAGGACGACAGUGCCCAUUCUCUGCCUCAAUGCGGCCGACGACCCCUUCUCCCCCAAACAUGCUCUCCCGGUGGCCCUAGCCAAGCGCCUGCCUAACGUAGCGCUGUUGGUGACGUCCCACGGCGGACAUAUAGGCUACCUGGAGGGCCUUUACCCGCGUGGGGAGGGCUACAUGGACCGCCUGUUCGGCCAGUUCAUUCAGGCAGCCUUCGAUCACCCAGGGGACCUCAAAGGGGCCUGCAGCAUCAAGGAAGAGCUUCUGGAUUCCUCAUAUGAAGAUCCAUGUAGGAACUGUAGCAGCUACACAGACUCACGCUCCUUCCUACCCCACCUCUCUACACAACCUACAGCCAUGGAGGGCCACGUAGAUGAGCUGAGGCAGCAGCUGGAGAAACAGACCCUGAUCAACCAGGAGCUGCAGAACCACAACAAGGACCUAGAGAGAAGACUGCAGGAGAAGGAGAAGUUGCUGCAGGACCUUCACAGUCAUUAUCAUGACCUGGGUAAGGGGAUUCAUAGUUCCCUGCUCAGAGGAGCAGUAAUGAAGGGGAACCGGAGGUCAGGAAGAGCAGAGCGGCUGUCAUGGCCCCUGAGCCAAUCCCAGAGGAGCAGCUGGAGAUCUUGAAGACCAAAGUCAAGAAGACCGUCAGGUGAUUGCGAGACAAGUCUGAUCGUCAUGGCCAUCCAGAAGAACGACUUCCUGAGUCGCCUUGACGAUGAGCAGAUCACCAUGAUGGUGGAGCUCCUGGUGGCCAUCGACUUCAAACCAGGAAAUGAUGUCAUCAAGGAGGGUAGUGAGGGAGACAGUAUGUACAUCGUUGCAGAGGGUGAGCUCUAUGUCAGUCAAGCAGGUCGUAACCUUCGAACCCUGACCUGUGGAGAUGUCUUUGGAGAGUUGGCUAUUCUGUAUAACUGCAAACGCACUGCCACAGUCAAAGCUAAAACAGUGGUGAGUCUGUGGUGUAUGGAGAGACAGACGUACAGAACCAUCAUGACCAAUAAGUCCAAGAAGAAACGUGAACAGAUAAUGGGCUUCUUGAAAACGUCUCGGACUCUGAACACCCUGAAUGACGUUCAGCUCUCUAAGAUCAUUGACUCCAUGGAGGAGGUGAAGUACCAGAACAAUGACGUCAUUGUGCGUGAGGGGGCAGAGGGCAACACGUUCUACAUCAUCCUUAAAGGAGAGGUCCAGGUGACUAAAAAGGUGAACAGGCAGCAGAAACAGAUUCGCAGGAUGGGCAAAGGGGAGCAUUUCGGGGAAUUGGCCCUCAUACGUGAGAUCCUGAGGACUGCAACCUGCACUGCUCUGGGCCCUGUUACCUGCUUCUCCAUCGAUAAGGAGGUGUUUGAGGAGACGAUCCCCAUUGAACACCUGGAGCUCCAUGAUGACUCUAAGUUCCUGGAGGAGCCAGAUGCUCCAGAGAAGACCAGUCCUAGUUCCUCUCUGAGGCUGAAGGACCUGAUCCCUGUGCUGUACCAGGAGGGGCGCUACCAGGGAGAACCUGUCACCCUCGGAGUGGGAGGAUUUGGUCGCGUUGAACUGGUGACCACGCUGCACCAUGGGAAGUACUUUGCCAUGAAGCGGGUCAGUAAGAAGCACAUUGUUGCUAAGCAACAGGAGGAGCACGUCCUGUUUGAGAAGAGGAUCCUCAAAGCCAUCCAGAGUGACUUCAUCGUCAGGCUCCAUUUUGCCUUCAAAGACACUCGCUACAUCUACAUGAUUAUGGAGUUCUGUGCAGGAGGGGAGAUCUGGACCAAGCUCAAAGAAGUUGGUCGCUUCGAUGAGCCCAUUGCUGUGUUCUGCACUGCCUGUGUAGUAGAGGCCUAUGCCUACCUCCAUAAGAAGGGCAUCAUGUACAGAGACCUCAAGCCUGAGAAUCUGAUGCUGGAUGCCAAGGGCUACGUCAAACUGGUGGACUUUGGUUUUGCUAAGGAGUUAGUUCACGGUGAUAAGACCUACUCAUUCUGUGGUACUCCUGAGUACAUGGCCCCAGAGAUCAUCCAGAACCAGGGACACGACUUCGCUGCUGACUUCUGGUCCCUGGGCAUCCUGGUCUAUGAGCUGCUGGUGGGGAGCCCCCCAUUUUCCAGUUCCGAGCCCGCAAAGAUCUACCCUAAAAUUUUGGAUGGGUUGCUCAAGUUCCCCCCAUACAUGGGCGAGGGGGCCAAGUCCCUCAUCAGUAAACUGUGCAGACCUCGGCCGGGUCAGAGGCUGGGAAACACCAAGAAUGGGAUCAAAGAUGUCCGCCAUCACAGGUGGUUCAGUAGUAUGAAUUGGCACAAGCUUCGUGUGGGCCAGGUGGAGGCUCCUACAAUCAGACUCAUACACAAGGGUCCAUGCUACAUCAACUUUGACCGCUUCCCCUUCGACCAGGCUAAGGCCGACGAGGAGUUCUCCGGCUGGGACAAACACUUCUGACUCCAACCAGAACCAGAACCUGAACCAGAAACAGUCCAAGAGGGUCAGAGUUCAGAGGUCCCACCGGGGCUCACUGAUAGGUGGAUCCAGACCAGAUUACUUCUUGGUGACCUCAAUGGUCCCGUUACCUUUUAGACUCUGAAAGACAAAUGCACCGUAUUGGCAGGAAUAGGACUAUGCUCAGAGCCAUAGAUACACAUGGAUAGGUUCUGACUACUUUGUAAUAAGGCUCUAAUUUCACCAUGCUGGCUUCACAGAAAAGAUACUGUACAACACUGAGAGGUAUGAAGUCAAAUGUGUGAAUAAGAACAGCCACUCAUGCAUACAUACCUUCUAAUCUUUGUAGAUGCCAUCUUAACUUGACAUGUGCUCACUGAAAGCUGUAUGUGUGUGUUGUGCUCAAAAGAAAGAUGAGUAAAUAUAAAUGGCUGGAUGUAAUGUCUCAUGUUGGACAAAAUGUAUGAAUUUACCCUUGACACUCAUUGUACUGUGUAACUCUGGAUGGCAUUGUCAUUGUAUUUACUGUGUUAGUGUCUAUGUCUUGUAGCAUAUACUGUCUGUAUAGAAUACUAAAUGUAUGUGUUUCACUUUCAAAUAAAUAUAAUGACCCCUUAAUAAACAUAGAGAACAGGUGUUGUAGUACAACAUGUCAACACUAGGGGGCCGAAUAGGAAGGAACACGAUCUGCUCUCAGUACAGCAUAGUGUGUUCUCAAUGUCUGUUCUCUGAGUCCUGUAAUGUAAUUUAGUACAGACAGCAGGUUUUGUAUGGAGUGAUGUACUAUGUAUUAUUCAAACAUCAUUACAGUGUCUGUUAGAUUGACUAAAGCUCUUUUAAGUCAUCAGUCCACUCACGACAAACAUCUUAUCAGGAAGGAAAUACAAAACAACAAAUCAAUCUCCUGGGGCUAUGCCUAAUCUGUGAUGGUGGGCUGAAGUACAUCGGUUUCCUAUUGGAUUAAAAAGGCGCUGAAUGAUUGAUCAAUAUGAUUGGUCCAAGGGCAGUACACAUUGUCAUUGACAAUAAUACUAUUAUGAUAAAUCAUAUUUUUGAUAAGCUGCCAACAACAGCUUUCAGUGUUUGUUACUAUUGUUUUUCCUUUCUGUGUAUCUGCCAGCCUGUCAUUGUAAAUAAGAAUUUGUUCUUUACUGGCUCGCCUGGUUCAAUAAAGGUUAAAGAAAUAAUAAGCUAGAUAAAAUACA